Oncorhynchus keta (chum salmon) is the source of this 4085-nucleotide messenger RNA. Its product is annotated as 2-oxoglutarate receptor 1. The transcript has 2 exons. Lineage: Eukaryota; Metazoa; Chordata; Actinopteri; Salmoniformes; Salmonidae. Gene Ontology annotation, biological process: G protein-coupled receptor signaling pathway. The coding region runs from base 378 to 1406 and encodes 342 amino acids. Gene Ontology annotation, molecular function: G protein-coupled receptor activity. The record is from RefSeq and is a predicted model, not a curated record. Gene Ontology annotation, cellular component: plasma membrane.
GCACAAUUUGGUUUAAUGUGUGACCUAAAAUCACCCUCAAUGAGGUUGUAACGGUAUAAUUCUCUACUUUCUAUUUAAACCCACAAAUCUCAAGUAAUCUAACCAUUGUGUCAAAUCACAACUGUACUGUAUAAAUCACUACUACUGAUUCUUGUGGGCUUAGUUAGAGUAGAUCUUUGAUACCUUUAAAGCUGCAAGGACACCUAAUGCAUCCUGCUGAAGAACUAAUGGGCGCGCUACACAUUCUUUGGGGGAGGGCUCUGGGAUGCUGUUCAAACUGACUGCUGCCUGAAGAAUCAGGAAAUUCAGAAGUGACACACAGAUACUGGAACAGCAUUGCAGCUAAUAGACAUUUUGUUGGCUCACACAACACAACCAUGGCUAGCGAAGACAGGGAUAAUAAGACUCCCGAAUGUUUUCCAGUGGAUGACUACAUAAAGAGAUCCUACCUUCCGAUCAUGUAUGGGAUCAUAUUUGUAGUGGGGCUUGUGGGUAACAUCACCUCAAUCAUCAUCUACGUGGUCAGGCUGCGCCCAUGGAAGAGCAGCAGCAUCAUCAUGGUGAACCUUGCCUUGGCAGACCUCCUGUAUGUUCUGUGUCUGCCCUUCCUGGUCCACUACUACAUCCACGACGACUGGAUCAUGGGCGAGGCCAUGUGUCGCAUUGUUCGCUUUAGCUUCCACUUCAACCUGUACGGCAGCAUCCUCUUCCUCACCUGCCUGAGUGUGUUCCGCUAUGUGGUCGUGGUCCACCCGCUGAGGGCAGCCCAGGUGCAGAGGACGAGCUGGGGUGUGAUCGCCUGCCUGGCUGUGUGGUUCAUAUCUGUGUUGGAGAUUAUACCCAUGGUCCACAUGAUCACUGUGAAGAAGACUGAGAACAAUAUGACGUCAUGCCUGGAUUUUGCGAGUAAUGAUCCAGAAGAGGUGUGGGUCUAUGGCUGGCUACUCACUGUCCUGGGCUACCUACUCCCCCUAGUGGUGGUGUGCCUGAGUUACAUCCGUGUUGCAUGUGAGCUGGCCGGUGGGCCACAUGAGGGCCGUCCGAACAGGGUGCGUGCCCGCAGGAUGACUGUGCUGAUCCUGGUUGUGUUUGUGCUAUGCUUCACACCCUUCCACAUCCUCCGUGCCCUGCGGGUGUACACCCAGAUGGAAGCCCAAAGGCCGGUGCCCUGUAUGCUGCUGAUAGGGGUCAAUGCAGCCUACACCAUCUCCAGACCCCUGGCAGGGCUCAACACCUUCUUCAACCUGGCUCUGUACACUCUGGCUGGAGACAGGUUCCACCAGGCGGUCCUUGGCCUCCUCCGCUGGAGACCCCAGUUUCUCAAGACCAAGAGGCCCAUCAUGGUGGCAGUGAUCGGCCAACCAGGCAGAAACAGUAUGUCACAGGCUAACGUGCUAAAGAGCUGAGUCAAAAUACUACACAACAUUUUGUAUACAUAUGGUUGAUUUACUUCAUUUCAAAACACAGAAGUCUAUUUUUUGGUGUUGACAAAAAGAACUAUGUCCUUUUUACUACUUACUAACUUAGUAACUUACAAAUGCACUGCUCGCCUUUGAGUAACUUUAUUAGGUGCUGUCUUUCUAGGGUGACCAUGUUUCUGAACGUUACUGAUAUUGUCGAAAUGUUUGUGCCAUAAAACUGGUUCUGUCAACUGCCGUGCAAGAUAAAUCACAGCAGGGUGCUCUUAUCUUGAGUAGACUGGAUUCAGUAGGGAAAUGCUAGGUUUCUGGGUCAGUCUUUAAUUGACAAUACAUUGCAUUAUAACAAGCUGUACAAUCAUACAACAUAUAAUCAUGUUAAGAAUUAAACAUGUUAAUCACUGUCAGUAAAUAUUGGACUUGUAUUUGAUUUGAUUGAACCUUUAUUUGAUCAGGGGGGGGGGGGUCAUACUGAGAGAAAGGUCUCUUUUACAGAUGAGCCCUGAAUUACAUAAAUUACAGAACAUACACACAUCAAAAUAUAAAUACAAAACGCAAGCAGAAAGAAAAACAUCUUCAUCAAAUGCAAACACAUUCAUCAUUAAUAAGAUCCUCAAUCAUCUUUCUGAAUUGCCCUAGAGGCACCAGGACAUCACAUUUAAGAACAGCGAAGACUUACAAUGUUGGACUCAAAUUUUGUCUCAAAACAUUGGACUGAGGAUAGAACACUGUCAUCUAUGAUCUAGCUAUAGAGUCAUAGAUUUAAUAAGAAUGUCAGACUUCGCUGCAGGUGAUUGCUUAGAACAGAUGUGAACCUUUUCCUUUCAUACGGCUGGCACUCGAGUGGGGCACGAUUAGUAGAAAAGCUCAGAAAGCUUUCACAAUAGAAUAAUAAUAAUCAGUUAUUUAGGGAAGAAAUAGAGUAUAUAUGUACGACAAUGGGUUUUACAUGACAUUAUAUCAUGAUAGUGUAACGAUCCGUUUGUGGAGGUGGACAACUGUUUCUUCACAUCAGCCAACAGUAAAAAAAAUCAACAGUGAUUUCACAUUUCACUAAAGGUGCCUGUCUGUACACAAUAAUAAUCCAGACAUCUGAACUUCCUCAAACAAACCCAGCAGGAUUGGUACCACAAAGCAGGAGCAUAUAAAAUAAUACAGUACAUGUUAUGUUACCUGUCUGAGAAGCUAUUCUCCUUGUUUGUGGGUAUGAGUCAUUUUCCUUCCUCAUACCACAGCUAGGAGGAAAUAAGCGGGAUCUGUCGGGAGUAGACUAGACAGCAGAGUCUGUCUGUCUGUCUGUCUGGUGGUUCCUGUCUGGUGGUUCCACUUUUCUUUGCAAUAAAAUGAAUGAGCUUUCUGAAAGAAGAUGAGUCUUCAUUCAUUCAACUUAUUAACUGCACUAUGUUGAGAGUCAGGGCAAUUUCCUGCAUAGAGAGAAGCUUGUAUUAGGCAGGUAAUAGUCCAAUCAGUGUCUUGUAAGCAGACCAAUAUUUCCAUCCCUUGUCACUGCUGAAUAACAGCAAAUGAAAGAGACUGAUGAUUGUACAGUGCAUAUACCUGUAUAUAUAAACUGCUAUUUCUGGACCAGAACAUUCUGAAUGAUUCUCCCUUGUUCCCUUAUUUCUCCCUUAGUAAUAAUCUCACUAUAGCAACAGGAAAGGAACUUGAAUAUUUCCUUUAACAAGUAGUGGUCUUCUCAAUGGUCCUCUCCUUUCUGCCUAAUUUUCGUGUUUUACAAUGCAUAUAAUAUAUCUCAUUGAAAUGUAAUCCUCAGGAGACAGACACACACAUGAAGUGAAACACAUCCACUAUAUACCACACUUCAUUGUGAUGCAUGAUUAUGAAAAUAUUGGUGGAGAAAAUACAGGCCAACAUCUUGCAUACACAACCAAUGCUAAUAAUUCACGUAAACAAGUUUAAUUUCGACAGUGCAUGACCUACUGAUGAAGAUAGAUGUUGGACGCCUGGUCACCUGACUGGGACUGUGUUUAUCUGGGCUGUUUGCUAACGCGGACGAAGCUAGUGCUUGCAUUGCAUUUUAAAGGUCAAGACCUCAUGAAUGUGGUUAAAUGUCGUUGAAUAACCUUCCUAAUGUCUAUGGCUUCAUCCCAAUGAUUCCAGGCAGAAAAGGGUCAUGUUUGUUCAAUGCAUUUAUUUCUAAUAUCUGAAGUAGUAUUCACCCAGCCUUGCAGACCUGACAAGAACAUUGCUGAUAAAGUAUAACACGUCAAAUGGCAUCAAGACUGUCCUUUUCAUACACAACAAUUUGAACAGGAACAUACAGAUACAUAAAUGUAGAAAGUUCUCCCUCGUGUGAUGCUAUUAUAACCUUUUUCCUUUUAGACAAACUCCCUUGUUUGCAAUAAAUAAAUGCAAGAUUACCUGUUUUUCAAAGAUGUGCACUUAAGUUGAGUGGCAGUUGAAGUUCAUUCAAAUCACUCUUUCACAACAUGGCAUGUCACAGGGCUGUGGGGAUGGCAGUACAAUAUCUAGUGUGACAUUCUCUUUUUAGGCUUGAUUUCACCGCUAUAUUUACACUGAGGUCUGAUAAGGAUAAUAGGUUUGAAAUAUUCAUUUCAGACUUUGCGUCAAUAUACACAUCACAAGUUUGAGCAGAUAACAACUACAUGAAUAUAAGCUGUUUUUUUCAUCAGGGAGAUUGCUUCA